AUGUCCUUCCGAUGUCCGACCCACCUGUGCAUGCUAUUGUCUGAGUCAAGACAGGCAGCUUGUUGGGGGUUUCUGUUUGCGCGGGUACAUACCGUCCGAGGCAUCAUAGCUUCAUCCUUGCUCUACCAUUGGAUUUCUGUUUCUAUCUACGUCCGAGCAUCAAACGUAUGCGAGUCAAUCUUUAGGUGUUUUGAUUUUAGAUAUUGUUACUUGUCGAUCCUCCAGGCACGCGCUACAUACCAGAAGCCCCUUUGUCCUCGAGACCGCGUUGUCAUACUACUUUGUUGGUGGCUUAGGUCCAAUACAGAUGUGUGCAUCGAUGCUCAAAAACUAUCCGACUGACGUGUCUGUACUUGUUCAUCUGCUUACCUCUCAGCAAAUUACAGGGAUAGCAUUGAUUCCUCGCUAGAGCUCUCAUGAUCGUAACCUUCAAAUGUUUGUAGUUAACCCAGAAAUUUAAUACACAGUUGCGGUUGCGGUUGGGGUCGCAUUAGUGCCCCCGGGUGACUGAGCAUGCACCUAAUAUUAAUAAUUGUAUGUCUGAUUUGAGCUGCUCUUGGAGGACGAGAGUAGAUACUACAAGUGUUAGAAUUGAAGGGGCAGACAAAACAAAUCGACCCGCCACGCCACAGUGCCUAAGACCAUCUCAAUAUUAACAGUAUACGCAAUAGCCAGUACACACAUGGUAGGUUGGUACCGUUUCAAGAAUAGCGUGUAGCUCCGUUCAAAUACCUAGGAGCACCCUUUUUUUGCAUGACUUCCACAAAUAUUGUGUGAGAGAUAAAUCUUACGGGUCUACAAUACGAAAAGGCCUUGCGACAAUUAUGUCAGUCGCGGGGUUUGUCUGUGGAUCAUUCCGAAUUAGUGUAUGCAUAUUGCGCCGGAUCAAAUUGCGACAAUCCUAGUCGUUGCUACCAAGCUCAACACAUUGCCUUGGAAAUGAGAUCUCAUGCUUGUGUACCCAACACUUCCCAUCGACACGAAUAUGGGUUCAGUUGACCCUAACAUGUUGAUCUACUUAUAUGGUGUUGUCGCACUGAAGAAUACCUUGACAAGGUAAAUCACGAUCGCCAGGUCUAUCAUUCUGCUGAGUAUUGGAAGGGCGCGCGCCAGUGACUUCAAGCCGACUCCUUUGUUUGCGGGACAGCAUAUACGCUUUCUUUGGAGCGCUGAUUGUGUCACAAUCUCGAGGUCAAAAACACAAUCGCAUUCAAUGUGAUACAAGCUGCGAUCUAU
Periconia digitata is the source of this 1236-nucleotide messenger RNA. The record is from the annotation of a GenBank genome assembly. NCBI's taxonomy places the organism in Eukaryota, Fungi, Ascomycota, Dothideomycetes, Pleosporales, Periconiaceae.